GCCCCAAGCCCGAGGAGCGGGGAGAACAGACGAAGCGCACUUAUUUCCGGAGGCACACGCUCUGCGCAUGCUCGGGACCCACCGGCUGAGGGGCCGAAUCGCGCAUGUCCGGGAGCGCCCUGAUGUUGAGGUUCGAGGAGCCAGCUCGAGGUGGGCGUCCGGCGUGUGGGGUGCGGACUGCAGGACCGGUGCUGGGCGGUUGGUGACCUCUCAGGGUCGGCGGUGAAUGGUACGCCCUGCCUUCGCUGCUCAGACGUAGCAUAAGUGCGCUGUCCAUCCAGAUUUAAACAUGGGAGAAAAUCGAAACAUUAUAGAAACUCUGAGAGGCAAAGUAAGAGAAAAGCUAAAAAAUGCCAAGAUUAAUCAAGGUGAAAAAUCUUCAACUCAGCUGCUUACUGAAAAUAAGAUACAUCAGUUGUCUAAGACUGAAGUCUCACUGGAUGAAGGUCUUUCGUUUUUCAUUCUGAGUGGUGAAGAAGACUCAGCGUUAGGCCAGUCUUCGGAGCAGAGAUCAGUAAAUGACAGUUACCACAAACACUUUUCACUUGGUGAUAAUUUACAAAGCUUUGUUGAGAGCCAAGAUGAAGAUUUUAUGGAAGAAAUUAUUUUCCCAGAUUUACUUGAAGUAAAGGCUGCUGAUUAUGAAGACGAUCAAGAACAAAUGAAAAAACUACAGGCAAAUAUUUUUGUUCCAAGUAGUUCUCCAGUGAUCAACCAGCUUAAGCUGCCAGAAGAUAUGAUGCCACGCAUUUUAGAAGAAGAAGGAUUCUAUAUUCAGAAAAAACCAGAAAUAUAUAAAAAGACCUGCAACAAAAUGGAAAGUCGCCUGCUUAAACUAGAAGAGGGAAAGUGUUGGUUUGAAGAAAGUGGAGAAAUAAUGUCAUUACCUUCACCUAUUAGACGGUCAUGGAAUUUCAGACUAAACAUAAGAAAGGAACCUUUAAAUCCAGCACUGAAAACCAUAUACAGGAAGGCAGUGAAAUCUGAUCUGGAAAGCUCUAUUAGGAACAAAAUGGAAGGUCAAAGGGAAAUGUAUCAAUUAGAUCUCAACAUUGUGGGUUUGCAAUUCAGUCAUCAUCCUCUCUUCAAUCAAGAACACGUAUUAUGUGCUAGGCUUCUCCAACUUUAUGAGUGUUUUCAGGACAGGCAGCAACAGAAUUUACCUCAGCUGCUUUAUGAGAAGCUUAAAGCACUGACAGAUGCUACCAAAUUAGCAAAUGAAAAUUUGGAAAGAAGCCAGCUAACCGCAGAAUCUUUACAGGAUUAUUAUUGGCAGAUAAGUAAUACAAAACAGCUCUAUGAUUUAGAAAGAAAAAAGGACUUCUCCCUUCUACACAGUAUAUUACGGACUUGGAAACAGAUAAAAUCCCUUCGACAACGGCAAGGGUUUACAAGUACCCUAAUAAAGUUACAGUUUCAGAGGAUGAAAGUGAAUAAAUGUGAUGAACAAAAACAGGAAGAACUGUCAAAAAUGCCUGAGACUAAGAAGAAAACUGAAGGAAAAGCAUUUAAGAAUGGGGAGAAACAGGAGAGCUCUUCUUAUUUAGCUUCAGAAUUUGAUGAAAUGGAUAUUGAAAGAAUAAAGCCACAACUUUCUUUCACAGCAGAACUAACAGACUUAUCCAGGUGUUCACUAUGUGCCCUUUCUUCUUGAGGGAAAUGGAACAGAAGAACUUUGUCUUUUGACAUCAGGAAAACUAAGCUAUUCUCUAUCGUGGGCCUUGGAUGAAAAUGGCAUUCCUCUCACACCUGUGUCACAGUCAUUACGCUCUGCUUACUGCAGGUAAUGAACGUUCAUGCUUGAAAAACAAUGCCGGUCCUCAGCAAAGCAUCACACAAACCUACAAAAGGGAAAACUCUAAGAACAGGACAAAUGGUUUAAUUUACUUGGACGUUGCUUUAUUUUUUAUUUGUGC
Molecule: messenger RNA, 1916 nt
Organism: Camelus dromedarius (Arabian camel)
Lineage: Eukaryota; Metazoa; Chordata; Mammalia; Artiodactyla; Camelidae
Product: protein CC2D2B
Exons: 13
Coding region: 290-1654 (454 amino acids)
Biological process (GO): non-motile cilium assembly; protein localization to ciliary transition zone
Cellular component (GO): ciliary transition zone
Source: RefSeq, a predicted model, not a curated record